Bursaphelenchus okinawaensis is the source of this 377-nucleotide messenger RNA. Lineage: Eukaryota; Metazoa; Nematoda; Chromadorea; Rhabditida; Aphelenchoididae. The record is from the annotation of a GenBank genome assembly.
AUGACCGAGCCGCAGACUUCGUAUGUUGUCGAUCAUACGGCCGUCUACCAUGGUAUGGUUGUAUUCGCAGCUUGUCUCAGUACGGGUUUGAUGAUCAUUUCGGUCGUUACUGCGUGUAAAGUGCGAAAGUUUAAUCAGGAGGUGAACUUGAAGUCGGUGAUGUCCAAAUUGGUGGAGAGAAUUCGAAAAGAGCGGAGGGUUUUGGAAAAGGACAAGUAGGUUUAUGUGGUUUAUAAUAUUAAUAUAUAAAGUUUUGGUCGAAGUUUUCCUCCAUGAAAUAAAUUUUAGAUAAGGUUUAGGUAUCAUUUGUAACUUUUUAAGUCCUUUUAACUUAAUUUGUACUCUAAAUAACGUAACUUUGUUUCAGUGUGGCAUGA